This is a messenger RNA of Mycena indigotica, 1245 nucleotides long. RefSeq lists its product as uncharacterized. NCBI's taxonomy places the organism in Eukaryota, Fungi, Basidiomycota, Agaricomycetes, Agaricales, Mycenaceae. The transcript has 4 exons. The record is from RefSeq and is a predicted model, not a curated record. Bases 1 to 1245 code for a protein of 414 amino acids.
AUGCAGCUACCAUCGGAAGGCGGAAAGAAACGCGUUCGCGCGGCGUUGUGUGGUGGUAAAGUCCAAGAAAAGCUUCCUGAGGCUCGGCCCUCGGCGCCGCAUGCCGGAUUCCUAUCACUGCUUCUUUUUUAUCAACCACCACCACCUCCGCCGUCCAAAUUCCUCAAGACAGCCGCACUCAACGGCAAAGCCAUCCCAGACGGCAACUGGGGCCCCUCCUACCGAUGCCGUUCCCCCUCCCGCUGCCCUCAAGCUUUGUGGCCAACGGCCCUGGCUUUCCAACUGGACUUGUCCGGGCGACUUCCUCUUGCUUCCGCUGCUCUCCAUACGGCCCCGGUUUACUCAAGGCACUCUAACGCCAACUCUGGUCAGCAACGCGAUAACGAGGAAGACAAACUCACAACUGGCGCACUUGUGGGCGCCACUUCCGCCCCCGCCCACCAUCGCGACGGUGGAUUGGCGGUUGCCCUUCGUGUGCCAGUGGCCUUGCGCGGCGAUCUAUCGGUUAGAUCUGGGUCGGCACCAGGCGCGACACCGGCCCAAUCUUGGCAGUUUCGGCCACGAUUGGUCCCGAGGUGUGGCGUACAUGUGCCUGGGACACAUGUUUCGACGCGUUUCGGCGGUCUGCGCUCGCUGUUGACAAUGCUCUCGAGCCGUCUUGGCGGGCUGUGUACUACUAGUAGUCCGCGCUCGCUGUUGACCGCGUCGUGCACAAGAUCGGCAGCGUCAACUUGCUUUUCUCCAACUCUCCAAAGUUUAGAAGCGAACGGGUCAACGGCUGGCCCUGCGCUCGCCGAUCUCCGUUGCGCAAAACUCGAGCCUGGCGGGCCGAGUCCUCAUUCGAGUGGUAAUCCCCAUGAAUUCCAAACGAAACUGCAAAGCAGCGCCUGGGUUUGCGCGUCCCUCCCGCUGUUUAACGAGGCCGGGGGCGUUCCGGCCCGCAUCGUGGCCGUUCAGCGUGCAAACCGGCCCCCGGACAGCGAUCAUACGCCCGCCCAUCCCUCGGGAAUUGCAAGCGGAACGACGCCCUCGUCUUGCAGCGCCAAACUAGCUCUUGCACAACGACACAUUCUGCGCGUUCUGCUGCCGCCAUACGCGCUUACCUCCGCCGCAUCUACAGUGGGAGGCGAGCCGAUAUGUAUCGUUGUCGGGGGCUCCACAUCAGCGAGUCUUCUAUCGGUGGUGCGCAAGGAGGCAGAUACUACCCGUCAAUUUUUUGCGCGCAAAUGCCACAUCGCAAGCUAG